AUGACUCGCAUAUUUCUCGUGGUCGCUACCGUUAUCAGCGCUGCCUACGCCCUUUGGCCUCUUCCUACGGACUUUUCGACGGGCACUGCAGCACUGACCCUCGCAUCCGACUUUCACAUCGACAUUUCGGCAAUACCAAAUCCUCCUCAGGAUCUUUUGGACGCGAUUUCACGUACCAAAGGGUAUCUUCAAACAGAUCAACUCGAGGCCUUGGUCGUGGACAGGGGAGCCUCGUAUAAUCAGAGCUUGCAGAAUGCCUCUUCGCUUGUUUCCCUCGUGUUAUCUUACGAUUCCGGUGUCGCCGGGGAGCCUACUAGUAUCUCUGAGGAAGCCAUAGAUGAUAUCGACAGUCGUGUGGAAGGGUACACUUUGACAGUGCCGGAAGAUGGUUCAGCAGCCACUAUCAAGGCCAACUCGACUUUGGGGUUGUUCCGUGGUCUGACAACAUUUGGUCAGCUGUGGUACGAUCUCAACAACACCACCUACACCAUUGAAGCACCCAUAGCCAUCACGGAUUCACCUGUCUUUCCUUAUCGCGGAUUCAUGCUGGACACUUCUAGAAACUACUUCCCUGUAUCUGACAUCUUGCGUACUUUGGAUGCAAUGAGCUGGGUUAAGAUGACCACCUUCCAUUGGCACAUGGUCGACAGUCAAAGCUUCCCUUUAGAGGUUCCCGAGUUCCCGGAACUAUCACUUAACGGAGCUUAUGGUCCCUCGCUCGUCUACAGUACUAAUGAUGUACAGACUAUCGUCAGCUAUGCUAAUGCACGAGGGAUUGAUGUACUUCCUGAAAUAGAUACUCCAGGACACACCGCGAUUAUUGCUCAAGCCUACCCAGAACAUGUCGCUUGUCCAGGCGCCACUCCUUGGGCCACGUACGCUAAUGAGCCUCCUGCUGGUCAACUUCGUUUUGCCAAUGCCAACACAACCAAUUUUACGGCUUCUCUCAUUUCUUCAGUCUCUGCCCGCUUCCCCGGAAAAUAUUUUUCCACUGGAGGAGAUGAACUCAAUACUGAGUGCUACGCUAUUGACGAAUCUACUCAAGCCGAUUUAAAUACAACUGGAAAAACUUUGGAACAAGCCCUCGACACCUUUACACAAACUGUACAGAGUGUCCUCGAGGACAGUGGAAAGACGCCUGUAGUCUGGGAAGAAAUGGUCCUCGAUUUCAACCUCACUUUGUCGAACAAUACUAUCGUGAUGGUGUGGAUCUCAUCUGCAGAUGCUGCUGCUGUCGCCGAUAAAGGCUUCAGGCUUGUCCAGGCCCCCUCAGAUUAUUUCUACCUUGACUGUGGCGCAGGUGGUUGGGUUGGUGCGAAUCCUUCAGGCAAUAGUUGGUGCGAUCCGUUCAAAACCUGGCAGUAUGCAUAUAGCUUCGACCCAGUCGCUAAUUUGACCGAUGCUCAAGCUAAACUCGUCAUUGGGGGAGAACACCUCCUCUGGACCGAGCAGUCGCAUGCGUCCAACUUGGAUUCAAUCGUGUGGCCGCGUGCUGCUGCAUCUGCAGAACUUUUUUGGUCCGGACCUGGAGGCAACAUUAAAAAUUCCGUGUUUCCUGAUGUACCUCGUUUGCACGAUGUUGCAUUCCGAAUGACCCAGCGUGGUGUAGGAGCAAUUGCACUUCAACCAUUAUGGUGUGCCCUGAGGCCGGGUGUCUGCGACCUUACAGCUUGA
Molecule: messenger RNA, 1674 nt
Organism: Lentinula edodes (shiitake mushroom)
Lineage: Eukaryota; Fungi; Basidiomycota; Agaricomycetes; Agaricales; Omphalotaceae
Product: N-acetylhexosaminidase
Exons: 11
Coding region: 1-1674 (557 amino acids)
Biological process (GO): carbohydrate metabolic process; glycosaminoglycan metabolic process
Cellular component (GO): membrane
Molecular function (GO): beta-N-acetylhexosaminidase activity
Source: RefSeq, a predicted model, not a curated record